AUGGCGGCACGACAGCUGCGCCAGCCCGCUGCAACCAUGCGCAGGCGCACAGCAGUGGUCCAUGCGAGUGUGGUCUGGCGCCAGAUGGUGGCGUACCACCUCGCGCUGGAGCUGCUGGCAGAGGCGGGCUUCACCGUCGUGGCCACCCCCUACCAGCUCACCUUCCAGCACCUGGACUGCGCACGCCGCGUGGCCGCGGACUUCAGGGCGGCAGUCCAGGAGCUGCGGGAGUCUGGCCGCGGAUACCUGGCGCCGCCGGGCAGCGCGGUGGUGGGGGUGGGCCACUCCAACGGCGCGCUGCUGCACCUGCUGAUGGGCGCGGUGGCGCCUGGUCACGCACGCGCAAACGCGGUGAUCUCUUUCAACAACAAGCAGGUGAGUGACGCGAUCCCCAUCCCGGGGCUGCUGGACGGCCUCCGCCCCACAGUCCAGGCCGCGCGCUCCGCAUCCCCGGGCCCCGGCCCCGCGCCGCCGCCCGCCGCGAGCCUCCUCGCGUCGGCCGCCGCCGCGCUGCCGCCGGGCGCGGCGCUGGAGCGGCGGCUGGUCGAGGCGGCGGUACCGGCGCUGGAGCAGGUGGGGUCCGUGCUGUCCGAGGUUGGCGACGGCGUCACUGAGUUUAUCCCGACGCCCGCCGAGUCGCGGGCGCUGAUCGCUGGCAGCUACUCGGUACCCCGCACCCUGCUGGUGCGGUUCUCAGACGACAGCAUCGACGAGACGCCGGAGAUGGUGGGGCUGCUGCGGGCGGCUGCGGCAGGGACGCGUCGCGGGCGCGGCGAGGGCAGCGGCUACCUGAGCGACGGGCCUGGCAGCGGCAGCGACUGGGGCGGCGGGGACGUCGGCGGCGGCGACAGCGGCGACAGUGGCGAGGGGUACGAGGACGGUGGCGAGGAGGGCGGACCGGCGGGUGCUGGGCGGGGGCUGUUGGAGGUGCGGGAGCUGGUUCUGCCAGGCAGCCACGUCACGCCCUGCGGCACGGAUGUUGACUGGGGGCUCGAGCCGCUGCGGCGCGCGGCUGCGGAAAGCCAGGCGGACGUGCGGCGGCUGGUGGCCGAGGUGGCGGCCUGGGCAGGCGCGGCGGUGGAGGCGGAUCGGCUGCAGCUGAGGGCGGCUGGCAACGGCGGGGCGGCGGCCUCGGCCGAGUCGCCUGGGCGGGGCUCGCCGGCUGACGCUUUGCUAGACGAGCCCUCUGCUGCUGCAGUGGCAGCUGUGGGGGUGGAACAGCAGGCAUGA
This is a messenger RNA of Monoraphidium neglectum, 1230 nucleotides long. RefSeq lists its product as hypothetical. The record is from RefSeq and is a predicted model, not a curated record. Bases 1 to 1230 code for a protein of 409 amino acids. NCBI's taxonomy places the organism in Eukaryota, Viridiplantae, Chlorophyta, Chlorophyceae, Sphaeropleales, Selenastraceae. The transcript is spliced from 3 exons.